Messenger RNA from Chanos chanos (milkfish), 1107 nucleotides. RefSeq names its product HYLS1 centriolar and ciliogenesis associated (gene hyls1). The transcript has 11 exons. The coding region runs from base 1 to 1107 and encodes 368 amino acids. Gene Ontology annotation, cellular component: centriole; non-motile cilium. NCBI's taxonomy places the organism in Eukaryota, Metazoa, Chordata, Actinopteri, Gonorynchiformes, Chanidae. Gene Ontology annotation, biological process: cilium assembly. The record is from RefSeq and is a predicted model, not a curated record.
AUGGACAACCUUGAUUUUUCGGAAGAUGAAAUUGAGCAACAGCUCUCUGCACUAGGUUACACCGAUAUUCCAAAACAGAGACUCCAUCAGUUUAAACAAGAUCUUGAUCAGCUGAUUCGUCACGAGAGGUCAAAGAGCCACACCUCAAGUAACUGGACAUCUCCAAAAUCUCAAAGCAGCACAAGCCCCCCUGCAUUCACCAAAGAGAAAGUUAAGCUGAGUGACACUGGCCCUUCCUGCAGCUACAUUUUCUGUCAGAAUGGUUCCACUGGACAGCAGAGACAGGUGUUGACCUCCACAUUUACUGAAGAAAACCAUGACCCUGCUCUUCAUCGCUUACACUGUGACUCCUACACACGGCACUCGAUAGCCCCGAAAUGCAUCCGCCCCUCCACCGCACCCAACAGACUGGAGGUGGAGGAGAGCUCCUCUGAUAUCUACCAGUCUUUACUCAAUGCCAGUCAAAUGUCAAAUCCAGACAGAGACACCAGAGCUAAUGGGAAGCCUUUCAUCAAAAGGAAGGUUCUUAGGAAAUACAAGGGCCAGUCACAUGUUUGUGAUGAAUCUACACAUAGUGAAGCAAGCUCAGGUUCAGCGAGUGGCCUAGAGGAACAGCUGGACAGGCUGGGUGUAUCUACAUUGAAUGCUCGUGGUGACAUUGAGCCAGAGAGUGAAGAAACAGGAAGCCUUAGUGACAGACACAGCUCUGGAGCAGACGACCUCCCCAGUGCCUUUCACACCUACAUCCGUGGCAUGGCCAGAUCUCGGAGUGAGAGUGACAUACGACCGCGCCCUAAAUCCUUUAUCCGGCCACUAAUGGAUCACCCUCACACCAGAAAUCUCAAAAAGACAGAUCCUGUUGCCAGGUAUUUCCAGUACAAACAGGACUGGGACACAUUCAAGGCCCCGGGAGAAAAGGACAGGAGAGAACUACACUGGGCAAUACGGGAACAACUAAUGUACCAACCUCCUCCACAGAAGCCCCAACGGAUAUUUGUGCCCAACACUUAUGUGGUCCCAACAGACAAGAAGCGAUCUGCACUACGAUGGGAAAUCAGAUAUGAUUUAGCCAACGGCAUCAUUCCUACAAAAAUCACCUACCCAUAA